Aspergillus ochraceoroseus IBT 24754 is the source of this 1505-nucleotide messenger RNA. Its product is annotated as Eisosome component PIL1/LSP1 family protein. Gene Ontology annotation, cellular component: eisosome filament; plasma membrane. Gene Ontology annotation, biological process: negative regulation of protein kinase activity; endocytosis; eisosome assembly. The record is from RefSeq and is a predicted model, not a curated record. The transcript has 5 exons. NCBI's taxonomy places the organism in Eukaryota, Fungi, Ascomycota, Eurotiomycetes, Eurotiales, Aspergillaceae. Bases 214 to 1266 code for a protein of 350 amino acids. Gene Ontology annotation, molecular function: lipid binding.
UUCUUUUCUUGGUUCGAGGGGAGAAAAGAACUAAAAGAAAGAAGCAGAAGACGAAGACGAAGACGAAGACGGACAAGAAAAAAAAUCAGAAGAAAGGUUCAAAGAAACCGCCUCUUCCAGUCUGAACCUUGUCCCCAAUCUCUUCCUUCCGUAUCCCAUCGCUUUGACCCGAUCCUGCUGUCUGCCCUCUCGCUUCCCUACGGAUCAUUCAUCAUGCAUCGCACCUAUUCUAUGCGCCAGUCGCGCGUUCCAACUGCUUCCCAGAUCGAGAACCCUCCUCCACCACUCUCUACGACCAAGACAAACAGAUGGGUAGGGAAAGGUGGCAUUGGACAUGCCUUUCGCAAGAACACCGCUGGUGCCUUUGGCCCUGAUCUCGCCCGCAAGCUCGCCCAGCUCGUGAAGAUGGAGAAGAAUGUCAUGCGCAGCAUGGAGAUGGUCUCCAAGGAGCGCAUGGAAACUGCCCAACAACUCUCCAUCUGGGGCGAGAACUGUGAUGAGGAUGUGUCUGAUAUCACUGAUAAGCUGGGCGUUUUGCUCUACGAGGUUGGAGAACUCGAGGACCUGUUCGUCGAUCGUUAUGACCAGUACCGUGUGACCAUCAAGAGCAUUCGCAACAUCGAGGCUUCCGUCCAACCUAGCCGCGAUCGCAAGCAGAAGAUCACUGACGAAAUCGCCAAGCUCAAGUACAAGGACCCAGCCUCUCCUCGCAUCGUCGUCCUUGAACAGGAGCUUGUGCGUGCGGAGGCUGAGUCCCUCGUAGCCGAGGCUCAGCUCUCCAAUAUCACCCGUGAGAAGCUCAAGGCAGCCUUCCAGUACCAGUUCGAUGCGCUCCGUGAGCACUGUGAGAAGGUCGCCAUCAUCGCCGGUUAUGGAAAGCAUCUUCUUGAUCUCAUUGAUGACACCCCGGUCACUCCUGGCGAGACCCGCCAGGCGUACGAUGGAUACGAUGCUAGCAAGGCCAUUAUCCAGGAUUGCGAAGAUGCGCUCGCCAACUGGGUUCAGUCCAAAGCGGUGGUCAAGUCCAGCCUGUCUACUCGCUCGCGCACCCUCUCUCAGCGCCACCGCGAGGCCGUCUCCAAGGCUCGUGAAAACGGCGUCGACUUGUCUGGGCAGGACCAGCCCAUGCAGGGCGAACGGGAUUCGUGGGUAGCUGCCGAGCAGCACGCUAGCUAUCAGAACGGCGUGGAUGACGGUGAAGAAGUGGGUAGCGUGGAGGGGGAGCUUCGCGGGCGGGAAGACGAUAGAGAGCCCAUUACUGCCUAAAGAUGGCCCUAAAGAUGGUAUGGUGAGGGAGAACCAAAAGAUGCCGAGCCCGCGCGAUAUAUGGGUUAAUAAUCUUGGCGCUCUUGGAUCUGGUUACAUCUACAUCGUACGCAAUUGACUCCUCCGUGUUUUAUCAGCUUCUGAUUUCGGAUCGGUAUUCCUUUUCUCUGUUGAUCUUGAUGUCUGAUUGAUUUUCCGCUGCUCUAUUUUACCCGAUGUUCUUUUUUACGAUAUGUGAU